UGCAUAGUUUUAAAGAGGAAACCAGUUGGUAAGUUGUCUCUGCAGCUUGGAGAACCUGGCACACUUUUCAGCACAUUGCCGAUUGGACUUGCUGUUGUUUCUGUGAAUAAAACCAGGACAGCCUCAUCAUGUUUGUGAAAAGUGUUUUAGAGCAGUGCAUUGGUUUACAGUAAACGCAAUGUAUCAUGGGACAUCGAACAUUUUUUGCAGGACUGAGAAUGGUGGAAAUUCUCCUUGUGUCAACAUCUGCAAAUUAGUGGAUCAUUUUUUGCUGCUAUUUUAGGUGAAGUUUAUGUGGUAGUCAAACUAAUAAAUCACUCAAGUGACCUUGGCAAUCUGAUGAUCAUUUAAUUCCAAUUUGCGACCUUCAAUCUGGCAACCUGUGACGUGAGUAGGUGGAGAACCAGAGGAUAAAAAAAAGGUUCUUUUAAAGAACAAAGAAAGCUGUGAGUUCAGAAGACUGGGAGAGAGAUCUGAGAGAAGAGCUGAAGGGAAACAAGGGACAGAAACCAGGAUCAUCUUUUAGAAGAACGUGUCAAGACAAGAACCAACAUGAAAAAAGGAGAAAGCCAGCUGCAGCAGGUUCAGGAGAAUGUGGAGGAGGUUCGGACCAUCAUGCAUGAGAAUGUCACCAGGGUCAGAGAGCGCGAGGGCAAACUAGAGGAACUGGACGACAGAGCUGAAACACUGCUGAUGAAAAGCAAACAGUUUGAAAAGACAACGAGGAAAGUGGCGGAAAAGAUGGAAACUGAGAACACAUGUCUGCGAUGUAAGAAAUGGCAGAGGAUCAUGAUCAUUGUCGGAGCAGUUGUUCUGGUCAUCAUCAUCAUUAGUUGUGUGUUAUUUUGGCCACGGUAAGGACAGACACAGCAGAGACUCUGGUUAAAAAGCUGAAAAGCCGGAGAUUAAGAAGAAGUGAUGGACUUAAAGGCUAAGUUAUGUGUUCAAAAGACAAAAAGGUCUGAAGGACACAUCGUCAUGCCUACUUCUGCUCACACGCCAUACUCUUUGUGUUUACUCUUGUGCAUGUACAAGUACUGGUACUGAUAACUGUUUGAGUCUGAGUCUACUUCCUGGUCAGGUUUUUUCCCUCCUGAAGUCUCAGGGAGUUUUUCUUUGUCACUGUCACCUCUGGGGGUUUUUUGGGGUUUUUUUGUUGUUGUUGUUUGUUUUGUUUUUUAAUAGAUCUAACAGUCAGUCAAAUAAAUGAGCCAGUGUCUUUGUAAAAUAUGCUCUGAAUGAAUGAAUUAAACACUUAAGAUUAAGAGCGA
Molecule: messenger RNA, 1271 nt
Organism: Neoarius graeffei (lesser salmon catfish)
Lineage: Eukaryota; Metazoa; Chordata; Actinopteri; Siluriformes; Ariidae
Product: vesicle-associated membrane protein 5-like
Exons: 3
Coding region: 553-858 (101 amino acids)
Biological process (GO): vesicle fusion; SNARE complex assembly; vesicle-mediated transport
Cellular component (GO): SNARE complex; plasma membrane
Molecular function (GO): syntaxin-1 binding; SNAP receptor activity
Source: RefSeq, a predicted model, not a curated record